This is a messenger RNA of Lethenteron reissneri (Far Eastern brook lamprey), 8004 nucleotides long. It is a transcript of the gene PXDN, whose product is annotated as peroxidasin. The record is from RefSeq and is a predicted model, not a curated record. Gene Ontology annotation, biological process: response to oxidative stress. Gene Ontology annotation, molecular function: protein binding; heme binding; peroxidase activity. NCBI's taxonomy places the organism in Eukaryota, Metazoa, Chordata, Hyperoartia, Petromyzontiformes, Petromyzontidae.
UCACUCACUCACUCACAACCGCAGCUUCGCGGGGGUGGGAGAGAGAGAGCGAGGGGGUGGGGGGAGAAGGCGGCUUAAGUCGCCGGCUCCUCUGCCCUCUCCCCCACACUUAGCCAUGCGCGCGUCGCAACCGGCGGAACUCCGCAGCUGCCGGCUGAUGAUGAUGAUGAUGCCGCCGCUGCCGCCGCUGCUGCUUCUCGUGCUGCUGCUGCUGCCGGGGCUGGGAGUCGCUUGUCCGAGCCGGUGCCUCUGUUUCCGCACCACGGUCCGCUGCAUGCAUCUCAUGCUCGACACCGUCCCACGCGUGCCUCCGCAGACGACGAUACUGGACCUGAGGUUCAACAGAAUCCGAGAAAUUCUCCCAGGAGCGUUCAAGAAGUUAAAAAACCUCAAUACACUGUUACUGAAUAACAACCACAUCAAGCGGAUUCCGAGGCGAGCGUUUGAAGACCUGGAAAGCCUCAAAUACCUCUAUCUGUACAAGAAUGAGAUCCAGUCAAUUGACAGGCACGCGUUUAAAGGGCUUGUGUCUCUUGAGCAACUGUACAUUCACUUCAACCACAUAGAAGUCGUGGAGCCAAACACAUUUGUUGAUCUACCCAAGCUCGAGAGACUAUUUCUGCACAACAAUAGGUUAUCGCGGAUCGCGACGGGGACCUUCACGCAGCUGAGCUCUCUGAAACGCUUGCGGCUCGACUCCAACCGGCUGGUGUGCGACUGCGAGCUGGUGUGGUUGGCCGAGCUGCUGCGGGCGUUCGCCGGUUCCGGUGGCACGCUGGCGGCCGCCACCUGCGAACACCCGCGCCGGCUACAGGGACGGUCGGUGUCGAGCAUCACCGCGCACGAGUUCCACUGCGAAAGCCCUCGCAUCACUUCGGAGCCGCACGAUGUGGACGUGACUCCAGGGAACACGGUGUACCUCCGGUGCCGCGCCGAGGGGAACCCCAAACCGGCCAUCAUCUGGCUUCACAACAGCAAUGAAAUAGCGAUGGCGGAGGAUGAGCGACGAAACCUUCUGCAGGACGGCACGCUGAUGAUCCGCGACACGCGCCACACCGACCAGGGCACCUACCAGUGCAUGGCGCGCAACGUAGCCGGAGAGGUCAAGGCGCCGGAGGUGGUGUUGCGAUACUUCGACGUGCCAGCGCCGCCGACCUUCGUGAUCCAGCCGCACGACACAGAAGUGCUGGUGGGCGAGAGCGUGACGCUGGAGUGCAGCGCGGGGGGGUACCCGGCCCCCCGCGUCUCCUGGACGCGCGGCGACUCGGAGCAGCUGCCGGCCGACCCCCGCUUCUCCGUGACGGCCUCGGGGGGGCUGCACGUGGAGCGCGCGGGGCCGGGCGACGAGGGGCGCUACACGUGCCACGCGAGCAACAACCAGGACUCGAUCCGCGCCUCCGCCACCAUCCUGCUGCAGUCUGCUCCCCAGUUCAUCUUGGCCCCUGAGGACCAGGUGGUGACGGAAGGCCACACCGUGGACCUUCACUGCCAGGCCCAGGGCAGGCCCCUUCCCGUCAUCGCGUGGACCAAAGCGGGGAGCCAGCUCCCCAGCGACCGGCGGCUCACCGUGCUGUCGUCCGGAACGCUGCGCAUCUCACGCGUGGCGCUGCACGACCAGGGCCUAUUCGAGUGCCAGGCGGUGAACGUGGUGGGCGUGCGACGGGCCGCGGCGCAGCUCACCGUGCUGCCCCGCGUGACGCCGGUGUUCAGCGUCACGCCCAGCGACAUCACCGCCGACUCGGGGCGCGACGUGCGGAUCGCGUGCAGUGCGCAGGGGGAGCCCCAGCCCAGCCUCAUGUGGGCCAAGGACGGGGUGCAGAUCACGGAGAGCGGGAAGUUCCACGUGAGCGCCGAAGGCUACCUGGAGAUCCGGGACGUGGGGCCCGCGGACCAGGGCCGCUACGAGUGCAUCGCACGCAACAGCAUCGGCUACGCAUCCACCAGCAUGCUGCUGUCCGUCACAGUGGCGGAGAGAAGCCGCAUCGGGGACAGCUUCGUGGAGCGCUCCGUCCAGCAGGCGAUCCACAGCGUGGACAGCGCCAUCAACUCAACGCGCCGCGCACUCUUCGGCAGGCAGCCCCACAGCCCCAGCGACCUGCUGGCGCUCUUCCGCUACCCGCGUGACCCCUACACGGUGGAGCAGGCGCGCGCCGGGGAGAUCUUCGAGCGCACGCUGCAGCUCAUCCAGGAGCACGUGGGCAACGGCCUCACGGUCGACGCCAAUGGCACCACGCUGUACAGGUUCAACGACCUGGUGUCGCCGCACUACCUGAACCUCAUCGCGAACCUGUCGGGCUGCACCGCGCACCGCCGCUCCGACAACUGCUCGGACAUCUGCUUCCACCAGAAGUACCGCACGCACGACGGCACCUGCAACAACCUACAGCACCCGAUGUGGGGCGCGUCGCUGACGCCCUUCGAGCGCCUCCUCAAGCCCGUGUACGAGAACGGCCUCAACCGGCCGCGCGGCUUCACGCCCGAGGCGCCCGUCAACGGCUUCCCGCUGCCGGGGCCCCGCCUCGUGUCCACCGCCAUGAUCGGCACGGACAGCGUCACGCCGGACGACCGCUACACGCACAUCCUCAUGCAGUGGGGGCAGUUCCUGGACCACGACCUCGACCUGACGGUGGCGGCGCUCAGCCAGUCGCGCUUCUCCGACGGGCGGCCCUGCGGCGCCGUCUGCACCAACGACCCGCCGUGCUUCCCCAUCGCGAUCCCGCCCGACGACCGCAGGGUGCGCGACGCGCACUGCAUGUUCUUCGCGCGCUCCAGCCCCGUGUGCGGCAGCGGCGUGACCUCGCUGCUCAUGAACUCCGUGCACCCGCGCGAGCAGAUCAACCGGCUGACCUCGUACGUCGACGCCUCCAACGUGUACGGCAGCUCGGAGCGCGAGUCGCGCGAGCUGCGCGACCUGGCCGGCCGCCGGGGCCUGCUGAGGCGGGGCGUCGUGCAGCGCUCGGGCAAGGCGCUGCUGCCCUUCGCCACGGGCCCGCCCACCGAGUGCAUGCGCGACGAGAGCGAGAGCCCCGUGCCGUGCUUCCUGGCGGGCGACCAGCGCUCCAACGAGCAGCUGGGCCUCACGGCCAUGCACACGCUGUGGUUCCGCGAGCACAACCGCGUCGCCGCCGAGCUGCUGCGGCUCAACCCGCACUGGGACGGCGACGCCGUCUACCACGAGGCGCGCAAGGUCGUGGGCGCGCUCGUGCAGCACGUCACCUACGCCCACUGGCUGCCCAAGAUCCUGGGCGAGGUCGGCAUGAAGCGCCUCGGCGACUACCGGGGCUACGACCCCAACGUCAACGUGGGCAUCUUCAACGCCUUCGCCACGGCCGCCUUCCGCUUCGGCCACACGCUCAUCAACCCCGUGCUCUACCGCCUCGACGACUCCUUCCAGCCCAUCCCCCAGGGGAACCUGCCCCUCCACAGGGCGUUCUUCUCGCCGUACCGCAUCGUCAACGAGGGCGGCAUCGACCCCCUGCUGCGCGGGAUGUUUGCCGUCCCCGGCAAGAUGAGGGUCCCGUCCGAGCUGCUCAACACGGAGCUGACGGAGCGGCUGUUCUUCAUGGCUCACACCGUCGCGCUGGACCUGGCGGCCACCAACAUCCAGCGUGGCCGGGAUCACGGCAUCCCGCCCUACAACGACUACAGGGUCUUCUGCAACCUCACGUCGGCCCGCGACUUCGAGGACUUGCGCAACGAAAUCAGGAACCCGCACAUACGGGAAAAGCUCCGGAGGCUCUACGGGACGCCUCAGAACAUCGACCUCUUCCCGGCGCUCAUGGUGGAGGAGCUGGUCCCCGGCACGCGCUUGGGGCCCACGCUGCUGUGCCUGCUGCUCACGCAGUUCCAGCGCCUGCGCGACGGCGACCGGUUUUGGUACGAGAACCCCGGCGUGUUCACGCCGGCGCAGCUGACGCAGCUGCGGCAGGCGUCGCUGGCGCGCGUGCUGUGCGACAACGGCGACAGCAUCGAGCGGGUGCAGCGCGACGUCUUCGCCGUCGCCGAGUUCCCGCACGGUUACGUCGGCUGCCAGGACAUCCCCCGCGUCGACCUGCGCCUUUGGCAGGACUGCUGCGAAGAUUGCAGGAGCCGUGCACAGUUCCAGUCGCUGGGGCAUCACCAGCGGGGCAAGCGCAGCGCCCUCUUCAGCUUCCCCGGAGAGGGCCCGGAGAGAGACACGCGGCACGGCGAGCGCCAGCCUGCCAGUGCCCACAACAACAGCUCAAACUUGACUUCAGCCAAUGCCAUCCCGAGGCAUCAGGAUAUCGACCAGAUUGAUUUCCGCUUGUUCGUGGACGACAUGCAAAAGACCAUCAGGACGCUACGUCAGCAGAUCCGCCAGCUGGAGGGGAGUCUGCAGAGCGACGGCUGCGUCGAUGCCGUGGGGGUGGUCCGCUCGCAGGGCGACGAGUGGAGGAAGGACGACUGCACCGCCUGCCACUGCAAGGGAGGCCAGGUGACGUGCUUCGUGGAGACGUGCCCGCACGCGCGCUGCGCCAGGCCCGUCACGACGGAGGGGCAGUGCUGCGCAUCGUGCGACGGGGACUCGGCGAGGGCUCCGUGAUCGGAGCGGUGCCGGCCACGAAGGAGGAGUGUUCCAAAUCAGUCGCGUUUCUGUUCAGUGAAGGGAAAUUUACAUUUCUUUGGCAAUUGCAGCCAAGCACUGUACCUUUUUUAAUUUUAUAUAGUACUAAAAUAAUAAUGUUUUGGAAAUGUGAAGUCUGGGAAGUAACGACCACUCUGCCUUUUGAAGACGUUUUACAUUUGAACAUUAGACACGAUCUCCAGCACGGCUGUUGUUAAUCCCAAAUAGCUCAGGUUUCGGAUUCCGUGGCGAUGCCAUCGUCGUUCUGAUGCCGAUUGAUUUCCUGCCUGUCUGUGCCAUGCAGUAGCAUUCGCGGGAGGGGAGGGCACGCUCCCUGCCCUCUGCCUCCGUGUGUACUUUUCAACAACAACUACAAACAACAGCGCCACACUUUAUUUUCUCCUGUAUUAUACAAAUAUACGCGAUUUUACAAGUAGCUUAGGUCUUGGGUUGAUACGAUUCUCAUUUGCAAUGAUUAAUGUGCUCACACGUCCACACGCCUAUGUCCAAGUCACCCAGAAUGCAUAGUAAACCGUUGGUGGAAGACGUUGGCUGCAAGGGCUUAUCCUGAAAAAUGUAGCGAAUUGCAAACCAUGUUACGGAGGCAGUUAAUUGUUUUAUUGUCUUGGUCGAAACGCUUGCGUUAGACCAAUGUGUUGAAUUUUUAUAUUACAAUAUCUAUGCAAAUCUAUGACAUCACCUAGAAUGCACCUGAACUCAUCACAUCUCAGAAGCUGAGCGUGAUCUGAGCCAGGGUAGCACGUGUAUUAGGUGACCACGAUGUUUAUGCCAGGUGCUAUAGGCUACCACGGAGCUACCUUGCGGCAGAAGAGGGCAAGUGCAGCGAAGUCCAUUUUGUUUGCUGUAUUCUCCCACAUCCAUGUUUCCACCUUCACAAACGGGCACUGACCAGCGUGGAGAAGUAUGGCCAAACAACCCACACGGCGUGGACAGGCCCUCAUCCAACAAUGGUGGAUUGACAAAAGGGUCGCGCGUGUGCCAGGACGUGCCAAUCGUAUCAAAUGAUUUCAGAGUUCAGUGAGAUUAUGGUUAGUUUGCAGCUUGUAAAUUCCAGCACCGGUAUGUGUAGCAACAAUACAAUGACAUUCACAUUCAAUACCAGACUUGGGCUCACUAUAAUGGUGCUAGCAUUCAUUAGCCCCUUUUUCCACUGGUGCAUCCGAGCCAUGCUUGGGCCGUGCCAAGCCAGUCCAGCACGGGUCAGAUGCCCGAGCCGUGCCUUUGGUGUCAAAUUCAAUAAACAAGUCAAGAUGCGUAUAGAUGAUGCGGUGACGCCGUGACGUCACGGCGUACGAAUGUCACGCACGCAGUGAACGAGUCGAGACGAGUAUUACAUACGACGCGGUGACCUCCCAGCUUAUUAACUGACAUCACAUGCAAUGAUGCGUUAUUAACUCCACCCCUGGCCCAUCUUGGCCCUCAGCCAGAUUCCGAUGUUUCGUGAGACCAGCGUAGUGCGGUGUGGUCACGACUCGACUCUGCAAAUAGCCGGUGGAACAACCGCCCGUCCCGUGCGGGAACCCGCGGUGGCUUGGCUCAGAUGUCCCAGUUGGAAACGGGCGUUUUUGAAAUGUAUUCGGGAAAGCCAGAUGUGUCAUGUACGUUGAAUUUAUUUUCGCACCGUACUUAGCCAACCGUACCAAUCGGAGGUGCGGGGGGAAGGACGGCAAACGAAUUCACAAAAAGUAAUCUUGGACACAAGAUUACUUGGAGACCGAUUGGAUGGGAUGAUGUGUUUACGUUGUGUCGCAACCCUUAUUCACCUCCAUCUUCUCACAGUCAAAGUCUUCCAACCUCCCAUCCAUUCCCAUCCGCCAACGAUGGCAGGCAUUCACUCUGCAGACAAUUUUUUAAUGCAAUGUGCUUUGGAAGUGUAAUUGAUGUAGAGUGCAUGCACAUCCUUCAACCACAAGUGCAUUUUACAUUAGGCUGAAGUUUUAUGCCCAUUCAGCCAGUGUACAAACUUAUGUAACAAAAAUGUCGCUUUUCUUGAGGAAAAAAAACAUGUUUUGGAAAACUAAAAUAAGAGACUUUAAAACGUGGUACUUUGCGAUUGCAUCGCCAUAAUUUUAUUAAAUUUUAAAGUACACCAUGUUAAAAUGGAAUUAAUGGCAUGAUCUGGCACACAAGGAUUUUAAUUCAAGCAAGUUUAAAUCCAAUUUGUUUGUAAAAAAUUUAAAUAAAAUAAUCGUGUUCGUUUCGCAAUCUUUGUACAACUGUUUAACCUCUUUUUUCAGUUCCGUUGCGUUCGGCGCCGCGUGCGGCAUUAGCAAUGCACGCACAUCGGUCGUCUGCGCGUUGCUCGUGACGAUGCGUCUCCCAGAGCACGAACUCCCCUCUCCUCUGGUCGCACCGCGUGAGCCUCGUUGCCAAAGGUGGCCUUUGCCCACCCCCAUCAAGGAGGUGGGUGGCGGUGGGGCCGCGUGCCUCAAACACCAUGCACCUCGCGACCUGCGCCAACGAUGAUUGAGCGCAUUGGCAUUUGUGCUGCGCGCGACAGAUUCAAUGUAUCGCAAAAAAAUAAAUCAAUCUCUCCAGUUAUGGGAAUUGGCCCCGCCCUGGAGAGGACGUGUUAGUUUGUCUGUGCUCAUUGCUGGCCAAGUCGAUGCAAGAGGUGGCUGUGAGAGAUCGUGUGCAGAGUCAGCAGAAUUGGACCGCGAGCUAAGGGAUGCGCCAAAUGUUGCGGUGUUUGCACAGUUUUGCACGUUCUUAUCCGACGCGCAUACACUCCCCGUUUAUGCUCGAAAUAGAAGGUGAACACUGGGUUGUUUAUUACUCACGUGUUUUAAGCUUUACACGUGCGCUCACAAAUGUGUGGUUGUGAUGCCUCACACACCGGCUUCAUGUUUUAUUCUACACGGACCCCUGACUAUGAAUGCAUUACAUAUUUUUUUCAACAAAACAUGUGCAAGAAAGCACAGCACCAGCGUACACGGCAUCUGAACAACCAACAACAAAAACGAUGUCACAGUCAGUGCCCCUGGCUAUGCUCAGGAAAACAAAUUCAGUACGUGCAUUUUUUUAAUCAGCAUUCAAUUGUGUGCAAUACAAUCAUGGAUGUGCAUCCAAUAACCGAAACGAUCUUAAGGCUUUCAGAGAAUAUUUAUAGUUCAAACUAUAAAACGUAGCCUUGCACUUGGCUGCUAUCCCAAACUAUGGGGUUGUGGCCUUGCCAUACAUAUAUUGCGGAUGCAACGCAAGCCAAGCCACUCAGACCUCUGGUCUCAAGGUCUGUUCUGGCUCAGGCCCUGGUGUCAAGUCGAGUUAAUCACCUCUGGCAAAAGCCCUGCUUUUGCUGUAGCCAGGGCCAUACUCAGGCCACCGGCAAAAUGGUCUCACCGUGUGGCGCGUCUGAGGGUGUCCUGGACAGCGGAAUAAAGAUAUCAAUGACAAUCAUU